UUGGAUUUCUGCUCAAGGAAUGCGUAGCUUUUCUGGUCUUGUUAACUUGGUCAAGUUGGAUUUGGAGAGAUGUCCUGAGGUUCAUGGAGGCCUUGUUCAUCUCCAAGGCUUAAUCAAGUUGGAAUCUCUCAAUUUGAAGUGGUGUAAUUGCAUAACCGAUGCUGACAUGAAGCCUCUCUCAGGAUUACAGAAGCUUUCAAUGUUAAAUUUGGAAGGAUGCCUGGUAACAUCUGCAUGUUUGGGUUCUCUCGCAGAGCUUCCUGCACUGUCAAUCUUGAAUCUUAAUAGAUGUAACCUUUCAGACAAUGGAUGUGAAAAGCUUUCACAACUGAGAAACUUGAAGGUGUUAAACUUGGGAUUCACUGAUAUCACCGAUGCAUGCUUAGCACACGUGCAAGGAUUGACAAAGUUGGAGAGCUUGAUCCUAGAUUCAUGUAAAGUUGGUGAUCAUGGAUUGGCCAACUUGGCAGGCCUUCAGAAAUUGAAAUGUUUGGAAUUGUCUGAUACGGAAGUUGGAAGCAAUGGGUUGCGUCACAUAUCAGGAUUGUCUAGCCUGGAGAAAAUAAACCUGUCAUUCACUGAGGUUAAUGAUAUUGGCUUAAGGAAAUUGCGUGGCCUCUCAUGUCUAAAGUCUCUAAAUUUGGAUGCUCGCCAUAUUACUGAUGCUGGAUUGGCAGCUCUUACAAAUUUGACUGGCCUUACUGAUCUUGAUUUGUUUGGAGCAAGAAUAACAGAUUCUGGAACUAACCAUUUGAAAAACUUCAAGAACCUAAGGUCCCUGGAAAUAUGCAGUGGAGGCUUGACUGAUGCUGGUGUGAAGAACAUCAAAGAACUUACAUCUCUGAUGUUCUUAAAUUUAUCACAAAACGGCAACCUUACAAACAAAAGCCUGGAGUUGAUUUCUGGCCUGACUGGGUUGAUAUCUUUGAACGUUUCAAAUUCUCGCAUCACCAGUGCUGGGUUGCGGCAUUUGAAAACGCUCAAGAACUUGAGAUCUCUGACCCUGGAAUCAUGUAAAGUGACUGCAAAUGACAUCAAGAAACUUCAAUCCACAGAUCUACCAAAUCUGGUCAGCUUUCGGCCUGAGUAGGCAGAGAACCACCCCUCCCCCCCUCUUCCCUCCCCCCGGGGCUCUGUGAUAUGUUUGUAUAUAUGUAUAUACGGUAAUGAUUGGAAGGUGGUACUGGAAGAAGAGCUUAAAUUGUACAGAGAUUAAUGGAUGGCGUCUUCUCGUGGUCUCAGGCUUUUCUUUCAUAUUAUCAUGAUGUGUUACAUAGCUCGUGGCAAUUGGCAAGUAAUCUCUGUAAUAAGAUGACGGGUGAUUUCUGUCAUUACCCGAUCUACUGCGCAGACAGCAAUAAAGAGUUGGAUUUUAAAUUUUUUUAUU
This is a messenger RNA of Neltuma alba, 1387 nucleotides long. Its product is annotated as F-box/LRR-repeat protein 14. The transcript is spliced from 11 exons. Gene Ontology annotation, molecular function: protein binding. The coding region runs from base 20 to 1090 and encodes 356 amino acids. Lineage: Eukaryota; Viridiplantae; Streptophyta; Magnoliopsida; Fabales; Fabaceae. Gene Ontology annotation, biological process: SCF-dependent proteasomal ubiquitin-dependent protein catabolic process. Gene Ontology annotation, cellular component: SCF ubiquitin ligase complex. The record is from RefSeq and is a predicted model, not a curated record.